This is a messenger RNA of Solea solea (common sole), 1367 nucleotides long. Its product is annotated as fibroblast growth factor 10-like. Gene Ontology annotation, molecular function: type 2 fibroblast growth factor receptor binding; growth factor activity; chemoattractant activity. The record is from RefSeq and is a predicted model, not a curated record. The coding region runs from base 1 to 756 and encodes 251 amino acids. The transcript has 3 exons. NCBI's taxonomy places the organism in Eukaryota, Metazoa, Chordata, Actinopteri, Pleuronectiformes, Soleidae. Gene Ontology annotation, biological process: limb development; cell differentiation; positive chemotaxis. Gene Ontology annotation, cellular component: cytoplasm.
AUGAUCAGAUGGGCUGCUGGAGGGAGUAAGGCUGCCUCUGCCUCAUCCUGCUCCAGGGCCCAGUUAGGGGCUCAUUCUGGCUCUGGGACUAAUUCCAGACUAAAGUCACCAGCGCUGUGUUCCUCCCUGACUUUGCCCCUCCUGUUGGCCCUGGUGGUUUUCUCCUUGUCCCUGUCCGGGGUGGACUGCCAUCAGCUCCACAGAGAAAGACUGAGGCUCGCCAGCCCACGAACUCUCAGAGUCCCACUGAACAUUUCAGAGACUGAACUUGUCCUUAGGACCAGGAACGCUGGGGGCCCUCCAGGUCGGACAGGGGGGCCGCAGGGUAGACAUGUGCGCAGCUACCAUCAUCUCCAGGGGGAUGUACGGAGGAGGAAGCUGUUCUCUUUUCAGAAGUUCUUUCUGAGGAUCGAUAAGAAUGGAACAGUCAGUGGCACAAAGCGCAAGGACGACCCGCUCAGUAUCCUGGAAAUCACCUCGGUGGACGUGGGAGUGGUGGCCGUCAAAGGGCUGAACACCAACUACUAUCUGGCGCUCAGCAGGAAGGGGGAGCUGUAUGGAGCGAGGGAGUUCGGCAUCGACUGCACCCUGAAGGAGCGGAUUGAGGAGAACGGCUACAACACGUAUGCGUCAGCCGAGUGGAGGAACAAGAAGAGGCAGAUGUUUGUGGGUCUGAACGUCCACGGGAAGCCACUCAAAGGGAAGAAAACACGCAGGAAGAACACGGCCACCCACUUCCUUCCAAUUAUGGUGUGAGCUGAAGAAAUCCACGGCAGAGGGGAGGAUGAGCAGCACUGGACAGAGAGGUUUUCAAUACUGAUAAGCUGUAAAAUUAAAAAAAAACAAAAAAAAAAAAACAGAAGACAUUCACUGGAAAUCUCUAAUUUGGAAACAAGGCACUAACACUGUUACACACCAAAUAACACACAUAAGCAUGGUUUCUGCAAGUGACUGUGAUUGAGAUGAAGGUGAUAUCUGUGUUUUCUGUGGCACAGGAUGCCUUUCUUUUCUGUGCCAAACAGUUUGCACCUGGAGUUUGUGUGUGACGGCGACAACACGGAUACUGCCCCAGCUAAUGAACUGCAGUAGAUACAGAUGUUAUUUAUAAUCCAUGAGGGGGGAGAGGUAGAUGAAAUACGAGAGAGAAAUGCUCAGUUUAUUGUGACAGCAUUAAGUAAUAGCGGAUACCACACAUUUAAACAAGCAAAUGUUUAAUACUUAACCACUGUGUUUUUUCGACUGUAUUGUUAUGAUUUAUUUAUUUUGUGAAAUAUUUAACUGGAGGGGAAAUCUCACAAGGCAAGCAUUCCUUUGCAUGCUUUACUUUUUAUAGGAACUCUAUAUGUGAAAAUAAAAUUACCAUUUUC